Messenger RNA from Dermatophagoides pteronyssinus (European house dust mite), 632 nucleotides. RefSeq names its product mite group 2 allergen Der p 2-like. Lineage: Eukaryota; Metazoa; Arthropoda; Arachnida; Sarcoptiformes; Pyroglyphidae. Gene Ontology annotation, molecular function: sterol binding. Gene Ontology annotation, biological process: sterol transport. The record is from RefSeq and is a predicted model, not a curated record.
ACCCGAUCAUAAAUCAUGGUUUGAUCAUCCAAAAAUUCUUCUUUCUUCCUUACUACAAUCAUUAUUCUGAAAACAAAACCAAACCAUUCAAAAUGAUGUACAAAAUUUUGUGUCUUUCAUUGUUGGUCGCAGCCGUUGCCGCUGAUCAAGUCGAUGUCAAAGAUUGUGCCAAUCAUGAAAUCAAAAAAGUUUUGGUACCAGGAUGCCAUGGUUCAGAACCAUGUAUCAUUCAUCGUGGUAAACCAUUCCAAUUGGAAGCUUUAUUCGAAGCCAAUCAAAACUCAAAAACAGCUAAAAUUGAAAUCAAAGCUUCAAUCGAUGGUUUAGAAGUUGAUGUUCCCGGUAUCGAUCCAAAUGCAUGCCAUUAUAUGAAAUGUCCAUUGGUUAAAGGACAACAAUAUGAUAUUAAAUAUACAUGGAAUGUUCCAAAAAUUGCACCAAAAUCUGAAAAUGUUGUCGUCACUGUCAAAGUUUUGGGUGAUAAUGGUGUUUUGGCCUGUGCUAUUGCUACUCAUGCUAAAAUCCGCGAUUAAAUCAAACAAAAUUUAUUGAUUUUGUAAUCACAAAUCAUUGAUUUUCUUUCAAAAAAAAAAAUAAAUAAAAUUUUGAAAUAAAAAUUUUUACUUUUUUAA